ACUCCACUCCACUCAACUCAUUUCAACUAAAAAAAAUAUUUUUGUUGUUGCCGUCGUUCUAUUAUUUUAUUUAUUUCUGAAAUAGGCUAUGAAUAUUAGCAUUUCAUGAAUAAUUAAUGGUUUAACUACUUUCUAAAAGUGAAAGAUUCAAAUAAUAAAGAAGUACCGUAAAAUCAAAGCUCAACAAUGGAUGACGAUCAAGUAAAUCAAUCAAAAGACACUGCUAUUGUUAAUCAAGAUGACCUCAUCCUGCAACAACAAAGAGACUUGGAGAAGGAGAUAUCAGAAAAAAUUGCAUUGGUUGGAGAGAAAGAAAAUCUCUUGUCCUUAGAAUCAGAAUAUACUGCUGAUGAUAUUUAUAUGCAAAAAGUACAAGAUUUAGCGAGCAAGUACAAAUAUAUCAGAAGAACCAGACCGGAUGGAAACUGUUUUUUCAGAGGUUUUGGUUUUGCCUACUUUGAAAGACUGUUGGAUAAUCCAGAGGAGUACAAAAGUUUCAGGGAACUUGCUUUAAAAAGCAAAGAUUUAUUAAUUGCCUUGGGAUUUCCUAAAUUUACAUUAGAAGAUUUUCAUGAUACGUUCAUGGAAGUGAUAGAGUUGGUAGGCAAGGGGCCUGAGUCUUACGAGGCGCUACACAAGAUGUUCAACGACCAAGGCUACUCAGACUAUGUGGUUGUGUAUCUACGACUGAUAGCCUCUGGAUACCUACAGAAAGAGGCGGAAUUCUAUCAACAUUUCAUCGAGGGAGAUCGCACGGUCAAGGACUUCUGCAGUCAGGAGGUGGAACCGAUGUUCAAAGAAAGCGACCACAUUCACAUAACGGCUCUGUCCUCCGCACUGAAGGUCGGGGUGAGAGUUCGGUACAUGGACCGAGGCAACACACCCGAGGUGAUUGCUCAUGACUUUCCCGACCAGUCUUCACCAGCCAUUCAUCUGCUAUACAGACCUGGGCAUUACGACAUACUGUAUCCGGGAUAGAGAUGUAAAAUGUGCUCAAAAUCUUGUGAUCUCCAUAAAGGUUGAAGACUCAUUUCAUUCUGGUUAUGAAUGCACUGUUUACUAUUUAAUGAAUUUUGUAAUUGUGAAACAAUAAAUUAUUGUUACGACAAA
Macrosteles quadrilineatus (aster leafhopper) is the source of this 1110-nucleotide messenger RNA. RefSeq names its product ubiquitin thioesterase otubain-like. NCBI's taxonomy places the organism in Eukaryota, Metazoa, Arthropoda, Insecta, Hemiptera, Cicadellidae. The transcript is spliced from 8 exons. Gene Ontology annotation, biological process: protein K48-linked deubiquitination. Gene Ontology annotation, cellular component: nucleus. The coding region runs from base 187 to 978 and encodes 263 amino acids. Gene Ontology annotation, molecular function: cysteine-type deubiquitinase activity; ubiquitin binding. The record is from RefSeq and is a predicted model, not a curated record.